Zasmidium cellare ATCC 36951 is the source of this 3138-nucleotide messenger RNA. RefSeq lists its product as uncharacterized. The record is from RefSeq and is a predicted model, not a curated record. Lineage: Eukaryota; Fungi; Ascomycota; Dothideomycetes; Mycosphaerellales; Mycosphaerellaceae. Gene Ontology annotation, biological process: tRNA methylation. The transcript is spliced from 2 exons. Gene Ontology annotation, cellular component: cytoplasm. Gene Ontology annotation, molecular function: protein binding. Bases 1 to 3138 code for a protein of 1045 amino acids.
AUGCAGCAUGAACACAACCGAGUACCGGUGACGGCGCUCGCGUUCUGGAACCAACAUGUGAUACUUGCGGGUGAAGGGACUUUACUCAAAGCCUACGAUGCCGAUCGAAAAACUCUUCUUGCUACAGUCGAAAUCUUUGACGGCCAAGCCAUCCAUGGCGUUGAUGUGGCAGAGCAUGAAGAGAGUUGGGCCGUCGUAUGGGGCGGUUCAAGUGUCUGCUUUGUCGAGGUAUCAUCGAGCGCGAAGGGAUCGAUCGAAUUGAACGCCGGAGCCAGAUUCGAAGCCCAUGACUGGAUAUUGGACGUGGGCUGUUCAGUAGCAUGCUCUGACAAUCCCCGACGGAAUGUACUUGUGACUGCACAUAAUUCACUUCAGCUGCUACCGUCCAGUGGCUUGGGAGAAGGCCAUAUCGAGCCAUUGGUCCCAGGCUCAAACUGCAUCCUCUACUGUGCCCAGAUCAGAUGGCUAAGUAGCUCUCAAUGUCUCAUUGCUUCAGGGACAGCAUUCGGCGAUGUGAUCGUAUGGUCAUGCGUUGUACAAGAUGUGGAAGGAAAGCUGUCUGCUAAACAUCAAACUCACUACACCUUUUCAGCUCACGAGGGAUCGGUAUUUGGGGUUCAAAUAUCGUCGUCUGCACUAGCCGAACGAUUGGCAGGCCGGCAAAGGCUUCUAGCCACCUGCAGCGAUGAUCGAACAAUUCGCCUUUGGGACGUCUCGGAUCUCAGCGUGAAGAGUCCCACUCUCAUCGAACAGCAACGUCAGACUGGGUUUGGUUCUACUUCAGACAACGAUGCGUAUGCUCCACCGGCUCUGGGCAAAGUCAUGGGACACAUUUCCAGGAUUUGGCACGUACGAUUCGAACAGGACACGACGACUGGAGACGUCUUCAUUCUGUCAUUUGGGGAGGACGCAUCCAACAUUACUUGGGCCAUCACUGCGAACGCUGGAACAUUCGCGCUGCCAUACUCUUUGCAACAGGUCGGGUUGCAAAGAGCUCACAAUGGGAAGAACAUCUGGUCGCUGGCUAUAAGAAACCACAGAAUUGUGACUGGCGGUGCAGAUGGCACAAUAAGUCUGCAGCAUUUCUCACCUCUGCGUAUAGAACAAGACACAUCGAUCGCUGAGAGAGACAGUACCGACGACAACCACGACAUUGGCGUCUUCAGAGCAUAUGGCUUUGUCGACGAUGCUCAAGUCUUGGCAUCGACUGAUCAUGGAUCUCUCUACCUCGCCGAUCUGGCUGGUAAGGAUGCCAUGUACACCAAAGUGUCGGACCCGAUCGCUGGACUUCGCGGCUAUUCGGUUAUGGCAAGCAUCUCGCAAUUCGCGUUCGUGGCAGGUGCCGAUGGCGAAGUUUGGAUUUACCGGAAAGACUCUAAGACGCUGACUUCUGUUGCGAAGACUGGUCGCAAAGUAGCUGGGCUGUUUGUUCAGCAAAUGUCUGUCAAUCCGCUCAAAAUUGCUCUCUUGAUCACGAACAUGGGCAAGAAAACGGCAUCUUUGUACUACAUCGAGCCUAACAGCCUUCAAGCGACGCGCAAACUCGACGUCCACGAACUCUGCAUUCCCACUGGCUUUGUGACGACCAGCUUUGCAUGUGCUCAGAUCAAUGAGCAUGACUUCGCGUUCUUUGGAUCCAGAAACGGGACGAUUGCUAUCUUCGAAAUCACGCACAGGGGCAUGGAUAACAAAACCCUCCACAUCGUUCAAUACCCAGAGGCGCAUGCGGCCGAGACAGUGACCAAACUCCUCACCACAGCCACUCGCAGGCCCGGCAGCGAGGUGUAUCUAGUAUCAAGUGGGCGUGACGGCACCUACGCUGUCCACGAAGUCACUCUUGUAGACUCUCAGCCACAGAUGAGAACAGUCCACCAGCUUUCACUCCCCUUCGGACCCAACAUCGAGGGCCUGGGGUUCAAUGAGCAGGAUCACCUCUUAGUAUGGGGCUUCAGAAGCACUUCAUUCGUGGUGUUUGACGUUCAGACACAGCAAGAAGUGAUGAUUGUCGAGUGUGGUGGUGCUCAUCGAAUCUGGAAUUUCCAACCUCGCGAGAAUGGCAGUACGUUUGUAUGGACAAAGGCAUCGAAGUUAUAUCACCAGAGUCAAUCGCGACUACCAUGCGAGAUGAUCAACCCAGGUGGUCAUGGCAGGGAGAUCAAAUGCACGGCAAUAUCUCCGGGUGAUGUUCAUCUGAUCGCAACUGGUGCAGAAGAUACCGACAUCAAACUUAGCAUCUACCAGAACAGCGGGUUCAAGACCUUGCACACCCUCCAGAAGCAAAAUACCGGCAUUCAACACCUCCAGUGGUCAAGCAACGGCGAACACCUCUUCUCCAGCGGCGGCUUCGAAGAACUCAUCGCAUGGAAAAUCACCAAAGACAUUCCACACAUCAACAUCGGCGUCAUCUGCGAAUCCAAACACCCUCGCAGCGGGACGUCCGAUCUUCGCAUCAUGAACUUCGACGUGCACGACUUAGAUGAUCAAUCAUUCCACAUCACAACAGCCUACUCCGACUCCAGCCUCCGAUCCUGGCACUACAAGCCCCAAGCCCAAACAUGGAUCCUCCUAGCAGCCGGCGACUACCUCACCUCAUGUCUGACUCAAGUCCUCCACCUCCACCCACCCUCUACCACCCUCCAAACCCCCACCACUCUCCUCACAGCCAGCACAGACGGCCACAUAACCCUCUGGCACCAUCCCAACCCGCAACCCACCGCCGUCGACAAACUCGAAUGGACUUAUCGCCACAAAAUCCACCAAAACGCCAUCCUGGCCCUCCACUCCUGCAAUCUGCCCGACCAAUCUCGCGUGCUGAUUACAGGAGGCGAUGAUAAUGCUAUCGGCAUCACGCGCGUCCAGAGCGAGGGGAACUCGUGCCAGAGUCUUGUUCUGCCAGGCGCGCAUGCGGCAGCUGUGACGGGGCUUGGUGUCGUUGAUGUCGAGGAAGGUGGCGGUGGUGCAGGUGUGAGGAUCUGGUUGGUUUCUGCGAGUAUUGAUCAGAGGGUGAAGUUGUGGAGGGUUGAUGUUGAUGUAGGGGAGGAGGGCGUGGAGGGCGUGGAUGUGAGGUUGGGGAGAGGGGAUGGCGAAGGGAAAAGGGGUGUUGGUUUGUGGGGUUGGGAUGGAUGUUUGGAGGGUUGA